GUGGGAUUGGGCACGCGCCGAAACAUUCCACUGUGUGGUGCAGUGGUCAGCACAUGCAUUGUGACAACGCCGGAGCGAGUGUCAGCAGAUGUGUCUGCGCAGGAAGCGUUCAAGCAGUCUGAUGAGUACAAGGUCCAACGUGCAGUCGCCAAGUUCAUGGAGCCUUUCGUCACAAAGAUGCCCAAGCGCAAGGUCAUCCACAGGAAGGUCAUGGACACCAUCGCCAACAGGGUCAAGACAUGGGACGAGCAUGCCACCAUAGUCAGCGGGCGCUUCCAGACUGGCAAGACGGCCGCGGUGGAGGAAGUUCUUCGUGGUGCGCGGGGAAUCUUCAAGCACACGGUGGAAGACGAGAACUGGAAGAAAGAGCUUUACGAUAGCCUGCAGGUUGAUGGACCUGGCAUGUUUGAGACUGUCAUUGUCCGUGUGAAAGCAGAGUUGGCGAAGUUGGCUGACCCCAUCACCAAGACGCCAAUCAUACUGUUUGAAGUCCCACGUAUGGACACCAUUUCUUCGACAACGAAGGACUUAUCCACGGAAGGGGGCAAAGCAGCGCACGUUAUCAUUUCUGCCUCAUCAGCUGCGGCUGCACUGGCGUUCGACGCUGGUAGUGCAAAUCGUCAGAAAGACAUUUGGAUAGAUGACCUGACGGCAGAGGAGGCGAAGAAG
Molecule: messenger RNA, 669 nt
Organism: Symbiodinium pilosum
Lineage: Eukaryota; Dinophyceae; Suessiales; Symbiodiniaceae
Source: the annotation of a GenBank genome assembly